AGGCGGCGGCGGCGGCGGUGGCGGCGGCGGCGAUGCAGCCAGCGCAGCGGCAGCCGGGGCCAGGAACGGCCGCCCGGAGCUCGGAGGACGCGGAGCGCGCCGCGCCCGGGCUACUGACUGAGGGUCUUCUAGUGACCGGCUCCUCUCCAGCUGGUGCCUGGGAAAUGGCAGCUGCUGCUCAUCCAGCCCUGAAGAGUGUCACUUGUCCGCUUAGCACCAUUACUUAGAAGAUAGAGUUCAAGAGGAGCUCUCCCACCUGGAGGCAGCCGGGGGGCGGGUCAGGGCCCCCCCAACCCCGGAAUGACCGCGGCCAGCCGGGCCAACCCCUACAGCAUCGUGUCGUCGGAGGAGGACGGUCUGCACCUGGUCACCAUGUCGGGCGCCAAUGGCUUCGGCAACGGCAAGGUCCACACGCGGCGCCGGUGCCGCAACCGCUUUGUCAAGAAGAACGGCCAGUGCAACAUUGAGUUCGCCAACAUGGACGAGAAGUCGCAGCGCUACCUGGCGGACAUGUUCACCACCUGCGUGGACAUCCGCUGGCGCUACAUGCUCCUCAUCUUCUCGCUGGCCUUCCUGGCUUCCUGGCUGCUCUUUGGCGUCAUCUUCUGGGUCAUCGCCGUGGCCCACGGCGACCUGGAGCCGGCCGAGGGCCGUGGGCGCACCCCGUGCGUGCUGCAGGUGCACGGCUUCAUGGCGGCCUUCCUCUUCUCCAUCGAGACGCAGACCACCAUCGGCUAUGGGCUGCGCUGUGUGACUGAGGAGUGCCCCGUGGCCGUCUUCAUGGUGGUGGCCCAGUCCAUCGUGGGCUGCAUCAUCGACUCCUUCAUGAUCGGCGCCAUCAUGGCCAAGAUGGCACGUCCCAAGAAGCGGGCGCAGACGCUGCUGUUCAGCCACAAUGCCGUGGUGGCUCUGCGCGACGGCAAGCUCUGCCUCAUGUGGCGGGUGGGCAACCUGCGCAAGAGUCACAUCGUGGAGGCCCACGUGCGGGCGCAGCUCAUUAAGCCCAGGGUCACAGAGGAGGGUGAGUACAUCCCGCUGGAUCAGAUUGACAUCGAUGUGGGCUUCGACAAGGGCCUGGACCGUAUCUUCCUGGUGUCACCCAUCACCAUCCUGCACGAGAUCGACGAGGCCAGCCCGCUGUUCGGCAUCAGCCGGCAGGACUUGGAGACCGACGACUUUGAGAUCGUGGUCAUUCUGGAGGGCAUGGUGGAGGCCACGGCCAUGACCACGCAGGCCCGCAGCUCCUACCUGGCCAACGAGAUCCUGUGGGGCCACCGCUUUGAGCCAGUGCUCUUUGAGGAGAAGAAUCAGUAUAAGAUUGACUACUCCCACUUCCAUAAGACCUACGAGGUGCCCUCCACACCCCGCUGUAGUGCCAAGGAGCUGGUGGAGAACAAGUUCCUCUUGCCCAGCGCCAACUCCUUCUGCUAUGAGAAUGAGCUGGCCUUCCUGAGCCGGGAUGAGGAGGACGAGGCGGACGGAGACCAGGAUGGCCGCAGUCGAGAUGGCCUCAGCCCCCAGCCCCGGCAUGACUUUGACAGGCUCCAGCCCGGCGGUGGUGGUGCCCUUGAACAGCGGCCGUACAGAAGGGAGUCAGAGAUCUGAGCCACUUUGGGCCUAGGUGCAGCACCCACCCACCCCGCCAGGGAGAGGCCUGGCGUCCUUGGAGGGCUCUGGGUUUUGAGCAGAAUGGGCCAGGUGCCCCGGGUUGCAGACUCAGUAGUGUUUUAGUUGUUUUAUGUUUCUUCGCAAUAGUCUUGGAAGGUUGGCGGGAGAGUGGGCGGCCAGAUUGGGCAGCCCCCAGCCUCAGAGGCUGACCAGGCACAGACAGGGCAGGGAGGUGGUCUCCUGCGGUGGGGGGUGGGGAGGGCCCGGCCAUAAGAGCCAGGUCCUCUGCCUGAAGAUGGAGCUGGGUAGCCUGCCUAGAAGUGGCUCAGCAGUGGGCCCCGCCUCUGUGGUCAAAGGCCGGCAGGCUGCAGUGCACCUUGCUGGUUUUUAACUUGGGGAGAAACACCGGAUUUUGGCUUUCUCGAUCUUAGCUUGAGUAAGACUGUUUACAAAACAAAAACAAAAAGAAAAACCAUCAACAUGCAAUUGAAACAAAAUUCUUUUUUUUUUUUUUUUAAAUUUGUGGGGAGGGGAAGAGGACAAUUGGAAUCCCAUUGGCCUGCCAGGAUGCAGGUGGUUGGAUGGAAGCUCUAGAAGGUUCCCCAAGGUUGGACUGGCCUCUCCCUGUGUUUGGUGGUGGUGGUGGGGGGAGGCCCAAGCAAGCACAGUACUCCAGGCUCAGUCUAUAGUGCUUAGGGGUGAAUUCAGGUCAUGUUUGUGAUAGAAGAACCAUGUUAAUCAUCACAAUAAAAGCUUUCAAAUGUCA
Marmota monax (woodchuck) is the source of this 2374-nucleotide messenger RNA. It is a transcript of the gene Kcnj12, whose product is annotated as potassium inwardly rectifying channel subfamily J member 12. The transcript is spliced from 3 exons. NCBI's taxonomy places the organism in Eukaryota, Metazoa, Chordata, Mammalia, Rodentia, Sciuridae. Bases 301 to 1605 code for a protein of 434 amino acids. Gene Ontology annotation, molecular function: inward rectifier potassium channel activity. Gene Ontology annotation, biological process: regulation of monoatomic ion transmembrane transport; potassium ion import across plasma membrane. Gene Ontology annotation, cellular component: plasma membrane. The record is from RefSeq and is a predicted model, not a curated record.